UCAACGCCGACAAACACAUACACAUGUUCUGAAAACAUGGCUGACACAGGAAAGGUCCAAAACGUGAUCGCAGAUGCAGGAGCUUUCAUCAGAAAUGCUCCUCUUCAGAGCAUCGGUGAGAAGAUUUACUCCCUACCUGAAGUUGUGAAUGAGAUCCGUGACAAAGCCACCCGUCAGCGCCUCCAAGUGCUACCCUACCAGCUCCACUUCAGACAGCCAUCCUCUGAAUCCAUCAGAUUUGUGACAGAAUUCGCUAAGAAGACUGGAGACUAUCGAAGUCUAUCUGCUGUGGAUAUCAAGGUCAUGGCCUUGACCUACCAGCUCGAGAAAGAGGUUGUGGGGUCAAGUCACAUCAAGAUCACACCAGAUAGAAAGAUAGAAUGGAAUGCCACCAGGAAAAUGUUAGAGAAACCAACAGAUAUUGCUGGAUUUUAUAUAAGUUCAAAGGCAAACAAAUCCAGGACAUCCUCAGAGUGUACAUCAGACAUCAUAGAAACCAGAGGAGACGAGGCACAUGAUACACAAGAAGUGAUGACAUCAUUAGAAAAUCAGAAAAAUGUCAACAGCAAUUGUGAAAAUAUUGAACCAGUAGAAAAAGACAGCAAAACAAACACAGACAGUAGUUGUCUGCAAGAUUCUAACACAGAAAACGAGGACUGUGAAAAUGAUAGUAGUAGUAGACUUUUAGCUGAAGGCGACACACUAUCUGCAGAUAUUCUUGAGGAGGAAAGUGAAGAAGAGGAGGAGGAGGAAGAUGAGGAUGAUGAUGAUGAUGAUGAUGAUGAUGGAUGGAUCACGCCUAGCAAUAUUAAGUCUGUAAAGGAGAGGAUGGGAGACGUAAAUACAGAGAAAGCAGAUGUAUCUGUAGGCUGUCUAACUACUGACUUUGCGAUACAGAAUGUGCUGAUACAGAUGGGCUUGAAUGUGAUCUCCGUGGAUGGGAUGUUGAUCAAGAAGGCCAAGAGUUAUGUCCUCCGCUGCUAUGCCUGUCUAAAGAUAACGAGUAAUGUGUUAAAGGAGUUCUGCCCCACGUGUGGUAACAACACACUACAGAAGGUCACCAUGACGGUGGAGGAUGACGGCUCUAUUCGCUACUUCCUGUCCAGACGUAGACCAGUCAGCACCAGGGGCACAAAGUUUUCACUGCCCUUACCAAAGGGAGGUAAACACGCUGUGAAUCCUAUUCUGGCUGAGGACACUCCUGUUGCCCAACAAAGGUCUACACGCAAGUCUAAACAGAAAAUCGAUGCUUUAAAUCCUGAUUUUGUUACUGGUAGCUCACCCUUCAACGUCAAUGACAUCACAAGCCGAGCCUCACAGCUAGGGAUCAAACAAGGGCGCUCCUCCAACACAUUCAACAAGAGAAACCCCAAUGAAGUGCGCAAAAAUUAUGGAAAAAGGAAAUAAAUUAUCAAGUUAUCUAAUCAUGAUAAACUUCCUGUUAAUGUUUUAAUAAAAUUUGUAUAUGUGAA
This is a messenger RNA of Mizuhopecten yessoensis (Yesso scallop), 1472 nucleotides long. RefSeq names its product RNA-binding protein NOB1-like. Bases 37 to 1407 code for a protein of 456 amino acids. NCBI's taxonomy places the organism in Eukaryota, Metazoa, Mollusca, Bivalvia, Pectinida, Pectinidae. Gene Ontology annotation, molecular function: RNA endonuclease activity. The record is from RefSeq and is a predicted model, not a curated record. Gene Ontology annotation, cellular component: preribosome, small subunit precursor. The transcript is spliced from 8 exons. Gene Ontology annotation, biological process: maturation of SSU-rRNA; ribosomal small subunit biogenesis.